AUGGAGUCUGAAAAUGCACAACAAGUAAAUGGAAAAAGGAAGAGUAAUCAAGAUUAUAACGCUUGGAGUGCGGAAGAAAGUAGAAUGUUGUUGCAACUCAUGGUUGAUGUUGCAUCGUGUGGAUGGCGUGAUGCUAAUGGCAUGCUAAGCCAGGCAACUGUAGAAACCAAAAUACUCCCCAAGAUUAAUGAAAAACUUAGGUGUCACAAAACCUAUUCUCAAUACCAGAGUCGGUUGAAACACUUUAAAAGAGAAUACCAAAAAUAUUCACAGCUUAUCCAUCACAGCUCUGGGUUUGGGUGGGAUCCAACCACAAAGAAAUUCACUACUCCUGAAGAAGUUUGGAAAGGCUACUUUAAAUCCCAUCCAAAAGACACAAGUAUUCAAACAAAAACUUAUGAUGACUAUGAGGAUCUGCAAAUUGUAAUUGGGAAUGCAACUGCUAUUAGAAGAAACUCAUUAGGAUUGGGUGAUGAUACUUAUGCAAGAACUUUUAGGGUGGAAGAUAGACAUGUUGAAAUAGAGGACUUUGUUUUUUAUGAUGAAAGUUAG
This is a messenger RNA of Prunus armeniaca (apricot), 552 nucleotides long. The record is from the annotation of a GenBank genome assembly. NCBI's taxonomy places the organism in Eukaryota, Viridiplantae, Streptophyta, Magnoliopsida, Rosales, Rosaceae.